AUGUCCGACGAUGACUACUUUGGCGAUGACGACCUUUUCUUGGACGACUCCUUUCUCCGUCAGGUCGAUACGAUAGCGGCAAAAUCAAUACAAGCUCCCCACCCUCCCACACCUAUGCCGGUCCCAAGACCUGGAAGCUCUAGACAAUCGAAUGGGAUAGCAAGAGCAGCUUCACUAAAUGAAGCCACUGCCAGCGGGAAAGGCACCAACGCGAACGGCGUGCAGAGAACAUACUCUGCGCCCGGCCUCAAGACUGGGCCAGCGAGUAAAGCCGCUGUGGGGGGACAGUCUCGUUUGCAGACCACAAGAGCUGCUGAUGACCCGUCUUCUGAUGAUUAUGGCGCAUGGGCAAUUCCGGAGGACGCUCUGGCGGCUGUAGUGGACGAAGCCAGCUCAAACUUGACCAACGCAGGGCUUUCCUACGUGUCGGCCAACUCGGCCAAUUCCGCAUCCAAGCGCAAUACAAGCGGCGCCUCUCGACCAUCUACUUCCAACAAUCGAACGACAUCAGGCCCGAGCCAAGCCAAUCGACAGGAUGGCAUGUUCCAGACACAUCUAAAUUGGCGCCCUUCCCCGAAGUACACUGAAGGAAAGAGAUGGGACCGCACUGCUUUUGCCAAGACCGGCAGAAGACUUAUUGCACUCCCUGGCGGGAAUGACAUGAGGAAGAAGGCAAAAGGCAAAGGAAAGGCAAAGGCGAGAGAUAGCGAGAAUGUAAUGGGAUGGGACGAGGACGAGGAGGAUGCAUAUGCCAACGAGGAAGACGAGGAAGAUAUGGGGGGCAUGCUUGCACCACCACCAAAGUCCAAUUUCGACCUUACCAAACCCUACGGCCCUCAAAAACAUUUACCGAAUAGUUUGAGCAUCAAGGAGUACAUAUACCCAACCAAUCGGUCAAAACGAGAUUAUCAAUUCGAGAUCAUCAGAAAUUGCUUCAUGGACAAUACUUUAGUGGCGUUACCAACAGGCUUGGGAAAGACGUUUGUUGCUGGCGUGGUCAUGUUGAAUUAUUACCGGUGGUUUCCUACUGGCAAAAUAUUAUUCUUGGCGCCUACUAAACCCCUUGUCGCACAACAGAUUGAAGCGUGUCAAAUGUCUUGCGGUAUCCCGAGCAAGGAUGCUGCGGUUAUGACGGGGCAAAGCGGGACUAAGAAACUCCGAGAGCACCUGUGGGAACAACGAAGGGUCUUCUACUGUACACCACAGACGGUGGAAAACGAUCUCAAGAACGGGAUCGUAGACCCCAAAGACAUCGUAUUGACUGCCGUAGAUGAAGCUCACAAAGCUACCGGAAACUUUGCAUACACUACGAUACUGUCUCUUAUCACUGCCCAUCAUCCCUACUUUCGAGUCCUGGCAUUGACUGCGACGCCCGGGGCAGAUGUUGAGAAGGUGCAGAAUGUGGUUGAUGCGCUUCAUAUAUCGAGGAUAGAGAUCCGUGAAGCAGAAGCACCGGAGAUCAGGAAAUACAUGAACACCAAACACAUCGAACGACACAUCAUUUCCAUGACGGAUACGAUAGUAGAUUUUCGGGAUCGUUUAGGAGAACUCAUGGUUCCGAUUGUCAAGAAAUUAGUCGACAAAGAGGUCCUCACUGCAAACGCUCUCGAUGUCAAGCGUCUACGACCGUUUGCCAUCACCGCCAAAAGAGCAGAAUUCGCCAAGCGUAGGCAGCAAGGAAUGCAGUGGGUAUAUGGACCUUUGGGUCAGGUGGAGAAGAUGGCGAGGGCUAUGCAGUAUCUUUUGGAAUUCUCCCUUGGCAUGUUUGCUACCAAUCUCGGCGAAAUCCUCACGGGUAAAUCGUCAACAGGAAAGAAGGCCAAUACCAACGGCGGAGCCAACAGUCUCGCCAACAAUUUUGCCGCUCAGAGACUGCAAAGGGAUGUCGACGAAGAAUUGAACUCGAUCAAGAUCGGCCGCAAUGGCAAAAGCGCGACCGAUAGACAUCCCAAGAUGGCAAAGACCCUGGAACUGCUGAUGGCCCAUUUUGCCCAAGCGGAGGAGGAGGAAACGACUCUUGGCCAAAAGAACGACACUCGAGCCAUGGUAUUUUGUAGUUUCCGGCCGUGUGUCUUGGAGAUUGUCGACAUGUUGAAUGAGAACGCGCCUUUAUUGAAAGCGACGAAAUUCGUCGGCCAGAGCGAUCGAGACGGCGACAAAGGGUUUAACCAGAAGGAGCAGAAGAAGGCUAUUUCCGACUUUAAAGAAGGAAAAUUCAACGUCCUCGUCGCCACAGCCAUUGGCGAGGAAGGCCUGGACAUUGGUGAGGUUGAUUUCGUUGUCCUUUACGACAUGCCGCGAACGUCCAUCAAGCUUCUCCAACGCAUUGGUCGUACCGGUCGAAAACGAGACGGUCACGUCCAUGUCUUGAUGUCAGAAAAUCGCGAAGACUGCAACUGGGAUACCGCCCAACAGACUCAUCGGGAUAUCCAAGAAGAGAUCUUGCACUCGCGCAAUCUAGAACUAUUCGAAGACGUGGAGCCUCUUUUGCCCGAUCGACAGCUUCCGGGCUGUAAGGAGCAGGAGAUGGCGAUCGAUGAGUGGAACCCGGACGACCAAGUGUUCAAAAAAACGAUGAUGGACGCCGAGAAGGAGGCAAAGAAGGCUUCUGCCAAGGGCACCAAGGGAAAGCGACAAAACUUGAUGAAGGAUGAGGUGCCCGACGGCGCUACGGGAUUCAAGUCUGUCAAAGACCUUCUGAAGGGCAAAAGUCUGCUACAAGCGGUGAAUGCCAUUGCUAUGCGGCCGGAGUCCGAUGACGAAAACGAAGGUCCUGUCCUAAAAAAGUCAAAGGCCAAGAACCCAGUGAAGCCCCGAAAGGUGGCCCGGGCUCCUUCUCCUAUCCGCUCCGCCUCUGAAGACGAUAUCGAUGACCAAACUCUAGAAGCUCUCUUUGCUGAAUCUAGGUAUUCAGAAAAGGGCAAGGAGCCAACGGGAUUGAAGCGAAAAGCGGCACCUGUCAAACGAGCAGAUUCCAGGCAUGCCAAGAAGGGGCGUACUUCAGACUCCGAUCUAUCGCUACCGAGACCUGCGGAUCUCCCGGAACCGCAAAAUAAGGAAGAUGAAGCCGAUACAGCUAGGGCGCGCAGACAGCAGGUUAUUCGUGCAGCCCUCGCGGGCCGUACUCCCCAGGCCACCGUACCUGACAUUGGGUCUGAUUCAGAUAUUGAAGCUCUUUCCCCUCCCCCGAAGGCACCUUUCAAGAGAAGCUGCAACUCCAGUGAAUCAUUCCCCAGCAUCAAAGUUCCCCCGACUUCUACAAAGGUCGAGGACCUAGAUUUCUUUCACCCAGCGGGACCACGAAGGCGGGAUCCAUCAUCUCCUGCGAAGAGCCUUUCACCUUCUCCAAAAAAAAGAACCAAGUAUGGCGACGACGAUCAGGUCAUGGUUCCAUCUUCAUCUCCAGCCAGUGCUAGUAGGACAUUGGGCACGAAUAGAAAUAAGCUGUCGCCCGGCACUGCUGCUGCUGCUGGAUUCAGCCAGAUCGACCCCAUCGAUCUUUCUUGGGAUCUGGAUGAUGAUUCUGAGUCUGCUCCUUUGCCAAUGCGACCGGUGGUGCCGCCGGCCCCAAGGGAUUCUGCCAACGAUUCCUUCCUUCCUGAGGUCCUUAGCGACUGGCAGCCUUCUUCGCCCCCUCGAGUCCAUCGCACUCCUGCUGGUAAAGUCGAAAUGCCUCCUCCACCGGUACCUUCGACCACCAAGCCGACAGAUGGCCUCUCCUCCCCCUUCGGUGAUCCUUCGGGCACAAGCACUCCUUUGGGGAUGAUGGCGACUCAAUUUCCGGUACGCCGGCUGGGGGUUGGUCUUUCCAGGAAAAGGCUAGUCUUACCCUCAUCUGACGACGCCAGCUCUCCUGUCUCUGCUCCUCGUCCUGGAACACUGGCGAGCGUAGCGGGUCCCAGUAGAACUAUUGUAGAAGAUCCUGACUCGUCGCCUAUGGUAAAUGUUGGUGGAAGGAGAGGAGCUGGAAGGCUGAAGAGAAGAGUAUACGUGGAUGAGCCCGAAUCGAGUCCCCCAGCUGCUGAGGCGUCCUCCAGGCAGAACCCUAAUCGCAGGCGUACCGACCAUAACGCGCGAGGGAAGCGGGUGAAAAAGAAGAACAAGGGGCCCAGGGGGGCAUUCAUUGAGAACGAAGUGGAGCUCUCUGGCUCUGACUCAGGUGACACCUCUGAGCAUUCAACGUCUUCGGUGGCAUCUUCUUCUGACUUGAGAUUUGCCAAUGAUUUUGCUCCUACUCAAGCGCAGAAAGGAUACAAUCAACAGGCCAUGUAUCGGGCCGGCCUAGGCACACAAGCCCGAGGUCAUGGUUUAGCUUUCAGAAGAGACUUCGCGCAGGAUAAGCAGCACUUUAUGAGCAAGGCCAAAAAGCCUGUCUACAUCACAGAUGAUGAAGACGCAGGUCAGGGGAGGAGCAGUGAAAAUGAGUAUGAGUUUGGAAGUUUUGUGGUGGAUGAUGACGAGGACGUCGAUUAUGCCUGUAGGUUGCCCCUUAUCGUCAUCUUUGGCUACUGA
Cryptococcus wingfieldii CBS 7118 is the source of this 4512-nucleotide messenger RNA. RefSeq lists its product as hypothetical. Gene Ontology annotation, biological process: replication fork reversal; interstrand cross-link repair; double-strand break repair via synthesis-dependent strand annealing. The transcript is spliced from 13 exons. The record is from RefSeq and is a predicted model, not a curated record. Bases 1 to 4512 code for a protein of 1503 amino acids. Gene Ontology annotation, molecular function: four-way junction helicase activity; ATP binding; four-way junction DNA binding. NCBI's taxonomy places the organism in Eukaryota, Fungi, Basidiomycota, Tremellomycetes, Tremellales, Cryptococcaceae.